Messenger RNA from Magallana angulata, 3227 nucleotides. RefSeq lists its product as uncharacterized. Bases 1031 to 3112 code for a protein of 693 amino acids. Lineage: Eukaryota; Metazoa; Mollusca; Bivalvia; Ostreida; Ostreidae. Gene Ontology annotation, molecular function: telomeric repeat DNA binding. Gene Ontology annotation, biological process: regulation of DNA-templated transcription; telomere maintenance via telomere lengthening. The transcript is spliced from 13 exons. The record is from RefSeq and is a predicted model, not a curated record. Gene Ontology annotation, cellular component: shelterin complex.
UACUUGAAGUGAUUCUUUUUUCCUCCAUAUAGAAAAAGUUUUACAACUUCAUAGGUAUAGAGUGUAAUUCCUAUUGUUUUGGUAUACCUCACCGUCACAUUCUUCUAAAUUGAUCUUCUGCCCUAAAGGAUCACCCCCAGGCUCUUACUCCAGCAAGAGUUUUUCUGUCAGUUCUGGCUGUCCUUGGGUUGGCACGACACUAAAUGUACCGUAAUAUGAGAAAUAAUGACAGAUCAAACCGAGAUUCACAUACUGGCACCAGAAAGCUCAGUGGGUAGGGCACCGGACGAGGGAUUCAGGGGGCCGGGGUUUGAAUCAGGUCUGGUCCGUCAUUUUUUCUCCAAUUCAGUUCCACCUGUUAACUAUGACAGUGCAUGAGGUCCUUGCAAAUCAACUGAAAUCAUGACAUGCAGUACUAUAAAAUUGAAUUUCUUAAAAAUUGCUGUUUAAAUAGUCAUUUUUCAAACAGUUUCUAGUUUUUGUCACAUUUCAUUUUGUUUUAGUAUGGUGAUUUCUAUGCCACAGUCUAUAUGUAAAUUUGACAUGCAUUGCAUUCAAAAUUUACCUUUCAAAAUAGGUUUUUUAAGCAUAUUUAUUAAAAAUGAAAAUAAAAUGUAUAGCUCAAAUCAAGACCAUGCCUUUAUAUUUAUAACCCAUUACAUUUGUAUAUGUACAAGCAGCAUUUUAUCACCCUUUCUGUCUGUCAGUUUCAGCCUUUUCAUAACAAUCAGUCUUGCGCAGUCAAAUUUCUCUCACUUAUUUCUUCUACAGAUUAUUUGUGUAAGUAAAUAAGUAAAGCAAGACAAAGAUUUAUUUUUUGAAUGAAAAAUACUGAAAAACUAUGGUAAGAAUGGUAGUUAUUUUAUACGUUGUAUUGUAAUAAGAAGUACGUGGUAGACAUGUUUGUCACAUUCAGUCCCCUCUCAUUGUGUCAUUACAUGAUUUUUUUUUAACCCAAAACCUUGUACAGUACUUGUAGUUCAAAAGGUAGGACAUGUUUUUAGCCCCAUACUUUGUACAUGUACUGUAAAUGAUUCCAAACAACAGUGACUUUUCAUGGCAUGAAGGAUUAAUAAAAAAUUAUCACAAGGAACAUGGAGGCACCAUAACAGCCAGACUUGCCUUGAAUGCAAUCAAACUUGCCAAUGAUGAUGAUUUCUUGGUAUCUGAAAAUAACUACUCUGUGAGGUACAUUGAAGAUUGUGUCAAAGCUAACAAGUUACUGGAAAAGGAGAAAUACAGGUUGAUACCUCGUAAGACGGUCAUACGCAAUGCCUCGGAGGAAGAAGUGAGUGACAUUUCAUUUGACGACAACGACUCUUUGAUUCUGAAAGCAAGCUCAAAACAUUUCAAAGGGAGGAAGAUGUACAGUUAUGACGAUGAUAUGGCAAUUCUGAAGUACAUCAUUAAAAACGACUACCAUGGCAAAGUGUCAGGAAUUUCAUUGUGGGAGGAGAUGGAAGAACUAGGGAUAACAAAGCACCCUGCUUCCUCCAUGAACACACGCUAUAGAAAAAUCAUCAAGCACAACCUCAAUUUGUAUCCUAUUCCCUUGAAACACAAGUUAAAACUCAACCCGGAAUAUCUUGCUUCCCCAGAUGAAGUAAAUCUUUCACCAGAAAAGAAAACAUCAAAGUCUCCGCUAAAAAGUCCAGGUACCGGUAAAAAAUCAGCACCUUCAUCUCCACAAAUGAAAAUUUUAUCGAGAUCGCCAAAGGCAUCCACUCCCGCUAAGCAGAAUGUUGAAAAAUCUCAGACAAAAACGAAAUCUGGGUUGAAAUCGCCUAGCCCACAAAAAACAGCGUCUUUAUCCAGUCCUCGAAAGCCCGCUUCUGCAGAGAAGAGCAAAUACUUUGCAGAAUCUUCGGAAGAUUCAGGUGAGACAAGUAAUGCUGGAGCUGGAAGAGGAAGGAAAAAAUAUAGAAAACUGCAGUUUGUUACAAACACUUCAAAACAAGCUGGGACAGAAAGUCCAUUGAAAUUGAGUAUAACUACCGAUGAUGAGUCAUCAGAGCCUAGUAAAAAGAAAAUUGGAAGGCCUCGUAGAAAUCCUCCUAGGGAAACCGAAGCUUCCCAGAACAUUGAAACUCAAACCAGAAGCACACCUUCCAAAUUACCUAAAAGCAGCCCGAAGGUGCAGAGAACAUCUAGUCGGAAUAGAGAAACAGUCGGAGAUUCCCCGCGUAAAGAUUCACAAAAUCCAGAAGAAUCGAACACUGAAAAAACAGGACGUAGUGAUGGCCAGUCAAAUGUUCAAAACUUGGAGAAGAAACUCCAGAAAACUCUGUAUAACACUGAGGGAUCUACACUAACACCGGGUCAAGUGAAGAAUUUCCCCAAGUCUCCGACCAGAUCCAAAGAAGGCAAGGCCUCUAUUGGCUGCUUGUUUAAGGCAACGUCUAACAAGGCUAGUUCUGGUAAAGAGACCGUCAAUACGAGAUCGUCACGAGUUGAGAAUGCCAACGUGCUCGAUGAUUCCAUUGAUGAUGACGAGCUAGAAGAUGACUUUGAUAAAGAACUACUGAAACGUGUUGCCAAGACAUCCACCCAAGUAUCAGAUGAUGAAGGAACAAGUACCCCGAAGAAGAGGCGCCUCAGAUCAAACCUUGCUAUGGCCAGUAAGGGGCAGAGUCCCAAGGAGAAAAUGACUUCAGUUAGACUCAGAUCUGGAAAAAGCUCCAAUUCCUCCGAGGAAGCUUCUAAAAAAACAUCCGAAAAUGCUAGAAAGCCAUCAAGUCCAAGGAAAUCCAAGACUAGAACAACCUAUGUAACAGUGUUUAAUGAUGACGAAGAAUCUGCAGGGACAGCUGAAAUUGCACAAGAAGAUACACUAAUGGAAAACUGUUUGGAUAAGGAAGACACUAAGGAUCUUAUUUUGACUUUGUGUCGAGAGUACCAGCUGACUGUAAAACAAGUUCGGUAUGUCCUAUUCAUCAACAAUGGAGACAUCAAUGAAUCGUUAGAAUGGCUGAGGACGAGCGGAGAGCGUAAUGGGAAGUUGACCUGGGACUUACAGGAUGAUGACAAAUUGGACGAAGACUUGGACAUGUUGUACAGGAAGUACGGAGAAUCAAUCGUCCAGAGGCGCAUCCUGUUCUUGGAUCAGCUGUAGAAACCUCCACCAUCAUGAUACAUGUAACACUGUGUUCAAUUUUUAAUAUAAAUGGAAAUUUGUUUGAAUGUUUUUAAGAUCAGAAGUUACUUUCAGUUUAAAUAAAAAAUCUCAG